GGUCGGUUGACACUUUUAUAUGUGUUUUACAUUUUAAUGUGACAUGACAAGUGACAUUUCAAUAAUGUAUAUUUUUGAUGUUUUGAUAGUAGAUUCUAAAGGAUAUAAAAUAUCUACGUGUGCAUAACAUAAUUUAAAACUUAUUUUUCAUACUAAAAUUACUAUAAAAUAAAACUUACUCAUGGAAGGCUAUUUAUUGGAACCUACUUUAUACACCAUAAAAGGUAUCGCGAUUUUGGAUAACGAUGGAAAUAGAAUCCUGGCUAAAUACUAUGACAAAAAUGUAUUUCCUACAGCCAAAGAACAAAAAACGUUUGAGAAGAAUCUAUUUAACAAAACCCACAGAGCUAAUGCAGAAAUAAUAAUGUUAGAUGGGUUAACUUGUGUAUAUAGGAGUAAUGUCGAUCUGUUUUUCUAUGUUAUGGGUAGCUCACAUGAAAAUGAGCUAAUACUGAUGAGUGUAUUGAAUUGUUUGUAUGAUUCCGUCAGUCAGAUCUUAAGAAAAAAUAUGGAGAAGAGGGUAGUUUUAGAAUCGUUAGAUAUAGUUAUGUUAGCAAUGGAUGAAAUAUGCGAUGGAGGGAUUAUCAUUGAUGCAGACUCUAAUUCAGUGGUAUCCAGAGUUGCAUUGAGAAAUGAUGACAUUCCAAUUGGAGAGCAAACUGUAGCUCAGGUGUUUCAAUCCGCCAAAGAACAGCUGAAAUGGUCUUUAUUAAAGUAAGAUGAAG
Molecule: messenger RNA, 725 nt
Organism: Psylliodes chrysocephalus
Lineage: Eukaryota; Metazoa; Arthropoda; Insecta; Coleoptera; Chrysomelidae
Source: the annotation of a GenBank genome assembly